Sphaerodactylus townsendi is the source of this 2449-nucleotide messenger RNA. RefSeq names its product CXXC finger protein 5 (gene CXXC5). Gene Ontology annotation, molecular function: methyl-CpG binding; zinc ion binding. Lineage: Eukaryota; Metazoa; Chordata; Lepidosauria; Squamata; Sphaerodactylidae. Bases 592 to 1461 code for a protein of 289 amino acids. The transcript has 4 exons. The record is from RefSeq and is a predicted model, not a curated record. Gene Ontology annotation, cellular component: nucleus.
UCUGGGUCCUGUAGAGGCGGCUUCGCUGGCGAGCCGAGCGGAAGAGCCGCCGCCGCCGCCGCCACCGCUGCUGCCUUGAGCCGCUCCAACUUCCCGGCCCCGCCGCCCGUUCCUCCGCCCGCCCCCUUUCCUGCGCCCCGGAUGCGCCGGGCGGGGAGGCGGCCGCCCGCGGGGUCCCAUUCUGCGCCGGGGUCCCUCUGGGGCAGGUGCUGCUGCUGAGCCCCACUGGCGGCGGCGGCGGCAGCAUUUCGGUGCAGGCUCCGGCUGGGGAGGCUUAAUCCGGCUGGCGACGGCGCGCGCGCAACGCGCAACCCCCACUCCCCCUCCCCCGACUGGCCGGAGCGGCGGCGGCGGCGGCUCCUCUCGCGGCUUGGACGGCGGCUGUUCCGGCUGCGGAUCGCUCCGGUCCCGAGCCGUGCGUGUUGUAUAGGACACCUGCCUGAGACAAUUAUGGCCCUGGAUCUACACUGAAGACAGUCCUGGUUUCUUCCAAAUCGUUUUUGUGUUUUAGGAUUAUUACUCUGUUGCUUGGUUAUUUUCCACAGCGGCCGGGGGCUGUUCUGCGAUCGGGGCUCUCCUUCCGUUGGAAAGAUGUCUGACCCCGGCCCCCAUCAGUCCCCUGGAAUUAAGCCGGGGAAAAACAACCCCAGUGACUCUCAGCCCUCCGCCAAUUCGGAAAGGAGGAAUAAAAGCGGGAUAAUCAGCGAACCUUUGAAUAAAAGUCUUAAGAAGUCCCGCCCGCUGUCCCACUACUCCACUUUCGGCAGCACCAGCUCGUUAAGCGAACAUUCGGAGAAAGUUGCCCCCGUAGCCAAUGGCAAUGAAGCUGCUCUGGAUAAAAGCAAUUCUACCUCAAAGCACAAAAACAUCGCCGACCUGCUGAGCAAAUCAGAUCUUUCUUCAGAGGGACAGAGCAUCUUGCAGCAGUUCGCCCAGUCGACGGAGCUGCUCAAAAGAGUCGUCCAGGAGCACAUUCCCUUGCCGAACGACCACGGCAUGGGCAUCUCAGACAUGGAAGCGGUUUCGGCGGCAGAGACGAUGAACAGCCCGUCUGAUUUUCCUUACCUGGGGGCUUUUCCGAUCAACCCCGGCCUUUUCAUCAUGACCCCUGCUGGGGUGUUCCUGGCGGAGAGUGCGCUCCAUAUGGCCGGCUUAGCCGAGUACCCAAUGCAGAAUGAGUUGGCGUCUGCCAUCAAUUCAGGGAAAAAGAAACGGAAACGCUGCGGCAUGUGCCCUCCGUGCAGACGACGGAUAAACUGCGAGCAGUGCAGCAGUUGUAGGAACCGUAAAACUGGGCACCAGAUUUGCAAAUUCCGGAAAUGUGAGGAACUUAAAAAGAAGCCUUCUGCCGCGCUGGAGAACAUAAGAAUUGCCAUGUUGGAUCAGCCCAAGGUCCGUCGAACCCAGAACUCUGUUUCCAGCCAGCCAGAUGCCCCUGGGAUCUCACAAGCAGCGCAUUGAGAAAGUGAUGCUUCCUACAGGCGCGGCCUUCCGAUGGUAUCAGUAGGAACAAGAAUCCAAAGCUCGGUCAUCCAGUGCCAUGUCGCUGCUUGCUUGUGUUGUCUCAGGCAAGGAAUUUUUUGGGCGGAAAACGAAUGGAUGCGCCUGCGUCUCCUUUAGAACCAAAAAUAUUUUCUCGCAGAUUUCAUUCCUGUUUUUAUAAUAUUUUUUUUUGGCAUUUGUUUUAACAUCUCCAAGUACUAGUAAAACAAACAUUAACUGCUUUUCAAAUAAAAUUUUUAAACAAGGAAUCCAUAAAGUACCAAGACGUAAUAGAGUAUGGACAAUCAAUUGAUUUUUAUUUUCCUGUGUUUUGGUGUUGAUGUGGUUUUAUGUGUGGAAGAUGCAGUUCUUGUGUAGAGAAUGUAAAUUUACAGUAACCUUUUAAAAUCUAGUUACUAAUAAGCACUACUGUAAUUAGCACAGCUGUUAACUCAUUCAUUUUUUUUUACUUGAUUAAUUUCCAUCAUUAAAGAAAAAAAUAGUGUGGAUAGUUUCUAGAAUGCCUCAAUUUCAUGUUAUAAAUGAAAAUAUGUUUAAAAUGAAGUAGUUUCCCUUUUCCCUAACCAUACACAUAAAAUAAGGUUUAAUCAUGUUUGGUAUUAAAAAGUGGAAGUGUAUCGCAAAACAGGCAAGAUUUUUUAAAGCAAAGUAAAAAAACAACAACUAUUGUGUUUAGAAACAAGGAAAAAAAACACCCAACUGCACACUAAAAAACAAACUCUGGAACUAAUUGCAACGAUUCGCUUUUAGAAACCAUUUGAAAAAUGUUACUGGAAUUCAGAUAAUAAGCUACUGCGGGUUCUGUACUGAAAAACAAUUGCAAUGAGUCCUUUUUUUUCUUCUGUUCCAAGCCCUCCUUUCCUGCUUUCUCACCGCCACUAAACUGAAAGGCUGUUUGUAAUGUUCUAGCAAUUCGGGCUGUUUUGUGAAUAAAAAUGAAAGCAUG